CAGCUUACCCCUGUCCUUAUUUGCUCUCUGCUCUCACCAUGUUUGUGUCUGUGUUGCUCCUGUGGAUAUGUCUCUGCUUCUUGUUCGUUCAGUUCAGGUCACGACGGCCCAAAAACUUCCCUCCUGGACCCUUUGCUCUGCCAUUUUUAGGGAAUGCACUGAACUUAAGCCUUGACAACCCUCUGAAGUACUUUGAGUCGUUGAGGAUGACUUAUGGGAACAUCUACAGUCUGUACAUAGGGCCCAGAGCUGCUGUGGUGGUGAGCGGGACCCAGGCUCUGAAGGAGGCUCUGGUUAACAAGGCUGUGGACUUUGCUGGACGACCUCAGGACACAUACAUCAAUGCUGUUGUAGAAGAAAAAGGUGUAAUUCUAGCUGAUUAUGGUACAAAAUGGAAAGAGCAUCGUCGCUUUGCUUUGACAACCAUGAGAAACUUUGGUUUGGGCAAACAGUCGAUGGAGCAGAGGAUUCUGGGAGAACUACAGCACACCAUCAAUAAACUGGAGAAAAACACAGGUAAAAGCCUGAGUGCUCAAGUCAUGUUUCACAACAUCGCCUCCAACGUGAUCUGCCUUGUUCUGUUUGCAAAACGAUUUGAAUAUGAUGAUGAGUUUAUAGUAAAAUAUGUGGAAAAUUUCACUGAGAUUAACAAGAUGAUUAAUGGACCUUGGUCUUUUCUGUAUGACUGUUUUCCCUGCAUCCGUCGCUUUCCAUUACCAUUUAACAAAGCUUUUAAGAGAAUACAGACACUGAAAAGAAUGACUUCCUCUAUAAUAAAUGAACACAUGAAGACCAGAGUUCCAGGACAACCUCAGGAUUUUGUUGAGUGCUAUCUGGAUGAAAUGGACAAGAGAGCCAAUGAGGGCACAUCAUUUUCUUCAGAAGAACUGUUGAUGACUCUUCUCAAUCUACAUUCUGCAGGCACCGACACCACAUCAAAUACACUGCUCACUGGAUUCCUCUACCUCAUGACCAAGCCUCACAUUCAAGAGCGAUGCCAGCAGGAGAUAGACCGAGUGCUGGAGGGAAAAGACAGUGUCACUUUUGAAGACAGACACAACAUGCCUUAUGUCCAGGCUGUGGUACAUGAGAGUCAGCGAGUGGCCGACACUGUCCCUCUGAGUGUUUUUCAUGCGACCACCAAAGACACAGAGCUGAUGGGGUACUCCAUUCCUAAAGGCACUAUUGUCAUCCCCAACCUGUCGUCAGCACUCAGUGAGGAGGGACAGUGGAAGUUUCCUCUUGAAUUCAACCCUGAAAACUUUCUCAACGACAAGGGGGAGUUUGUCAAACCAGACGCCUUCCUGCCCUUUUCUGCUGGUCCUCGGGUGUGUCUGGGAGAAAGCCUGGCCCGUAUGGAGCUCUUCCUCAUCUUGGUGACUCUUCUGAGGAAGUUUAGGUUCAUUUGGCCUGAGGACGCAGGAGAGCCUGACUAUGAGCUGGUGUUUGGCAUCACUGUGACCCCUAAACCGUACAACAUGAAAGUGGAGCUGAGGGCCACACAGUGACAAAUUUUGAAGUUGUUGAGAUCAGCAUAGGAUAGAGGUGAGGGUGCACUUUUGAAAGUAGUAGGAACAAUACCAGAGGUAAGAGAGGAAUGAAUGAUGGCAGGAAUUAAGGAGAUGAGUGAGGAGAGGGAAGACUUACCAGAUAAGUUGGAAGAGGAUCAAGGUGGCAGGUAGAACAUUUGGACUGGCGAAUGGGGACACAUUUCAGAGUGGUUCAGAAAGUUACAAACUAGAACUGUGUUUGUGUGUUUUUUUGUUUUUUUAUCAGCCACAGCAAUAGUGCAAAAAAAAGAAGACAAGACAUUUUUUUCUGAGCUGUUGGUGCAAAAAAAAGAAAAAAAAGAAAAGAAAAGACAGGAAGAAAAGAGCUGUCGGUGCAAAAAUAAAUAAAAUAAAAAGAUAAUUAAAUGUAAAGGAUUUUAUAUUUUAUAACGUUUAUUUUACUGUUUUAUCAAAGUAUAUUUCAAAGUGUAUUCUUAUUGUGCAAACUGUAAGUUCUUCCUUCUUUCAUGCAGAAAUGCACCCAUCCGUUUCCAGUGAUGAUAGGUGCGAGACACGCUUCUUAGAAAUGAUGCUUGUGUAACUGUAAUGUAACCUCCCAUUUGUAUGUGUGCAAGUCAAAUUCAAUAAAAGGGAAGCUGAGGGAAGUGGCAAUUUGGUAGUUUGGGACGAGCUGUAACAAGCGCCACUACCCCUCGCGAGGAAACCAG
Molecule: messenger RNA, 2218 nt
Organism: Periophthalmus magnuspinnatus
Lineage: Eukaryota; Metazoa; Chordata; Actinopteri; Gobiiformes; Gobiidae
Product: cytochrome P450 2B1-like
Exons: 11
Coding region: 39-1508 (489 amino acids)
Biological process (GO): xenobiotic metabolic process
Cellular component (GO): cytoplasm; intracellular membrane-bounded organelle
Molecular function (GO): heme binding; iron ion binding; oxidoreductase activity, acting on paired donors, with incorporation or reduction of molecular oxygen, reduced flavin or flavoprotein as one donor, and incorporation of one atom of oxygen
Source: RefSeq, a predicted model, not a curated record